AGUUUGCGCACGCAGAAGUUGAAGAUUUAAAAGAGCAAGUUGAAAAUGCUAAGAAUUCGGAAGAGGAAAAUCGAAAUAGAAUUGUCGAAUUAGAGGAAGCAAAUCGACGCCUACACGAGAGCGUCAUCGAUCUGAAAGCUCGAUCAAUGCGCGAUAACCUGCUAUUCUUUAAUGUCGAAGAAGAGGAAAAGGAAAAUACCGAUGAGAAAAUUGUUCAGAUUCUCGAGGAGAAAUUAGAGAUUCCCGAUGCCAGGAAUAAGAUAAAAAUCGACAGAACACACCGAGUCGGAAGGAAACGCAACGCGCAACGUAAACCGAGAGCAAUAGUCGUUAAAUUCAACUACUUUCGAGAUCGUGAAUUUAUCCGCCAAAACGCCAUAAACCAGAGCACAGAAAACCAAAUAUUCGACCGGUCGAGAGGACGGGGGAGGAGAGCUCGAGUAUCAGUUCUCGUGACAGCUCGAACGACGAAGACUUCAUCCAACAUCUUCCAAUCAGACAAACAACUCGAUUGAAUACCAAGAAAAUUUCUAAAUUGUGUACAGUAAUGAUCAAUGAUGUGGCAACAGAAAUUGAACCCGACACGGGAUCGGAUGCAAAUAUAAUGGAUGAAGAGCAAUUUGAUCGACUCCAGAAAGCGAGAUCUGAAAUUCGGCUGAAGAAAUCCAGAACAAAGCUGCGAGCACUUCUUAAAGACAUCCCGGUACUAGGAGAAUGCUCUGUGACCAUCAGAAACCAAACGAGGCAGACACGAACACGCAUUAUCGUUAUUAGGGGCAAAAUGGAUUCUUUGCCACUGAUCGGAAGACCCACCUUAUCCAAUUUAGGCAUGGUUCUCAUCGACGAGACUGGAAACUUAGAAAACUCCAGGGAAAAAGAUACACACAAAGUAAAGAAAACAGACGCAACCUACCCAAAACUCGAAGAAAUCCUCGGAAAGUACGAAGGAAGAUUCCACGGAGUAGGAAAGGCGGAAAGAGACGGAGACGUUAUUGAAAUCCAUUUACCCAUGAAUGAGGAUGCGACGCCGAUAGCUCAGAAACCAAGACGGGUGCCGUAUUACUUACUACAGCCUUUGGAGCAGCGCAUUAUUGAAUUCAUCGAAAGUGACAUCAUAGAGAAGGUCCCCGAACAAGAAGCGGUCGGGUGGUGUUCACCUCUCGUGGUACAACCGAAAGCGAAGAAUCCUAAGGACAUCCGAGUGAGUCUCGAUCUCCGAAUUCUAAAUCAGUCUAUGGCACGCACAAGGCACGUACAAUCACCCAUCACCGAAGACUUUGCAAACGAAUUUAAGGACUGCAUCAAUUCGCGCUCGAUGAAGAAUCUAGAAAGAUAAUGACAUUCUCAACGCCCUGGGGGAACUAUAGAUACAAAAGACUUGCAUUCGGUGGCAAGAACAGACAAGAUCUUUUUGAUGCGGAGAUCGCAAAGAUAAUCUCGGGUAUACGUCAUGUCUUAAACAACCGCGACGACAUCAUGGUCGGAGGUAAAGAUUGGGAAGAACACAAUCGGAACCUGGAAACACUAUUCGAACGACUCUCAAUCCACAACAUAACGCUUCGAAAGGAGAAAUGUGAAUUCGGUCGGACAUCGCUAGAAUUCCAUGGUCAUUACUUCACCAGCGAAGGGCUGAGACCAAGUCCCAACAAGAUCAGAGCUAUCCAGGAAAUGGAAAGACCGAAAAGUAAAGAAGAGUUGGUAUCGUUUAUCCAAAUGAUGGCAUAUCUGUCCCGAUUCAUCGAAAAUUUCUCCAGCAGAUCAGAACCACUUAGGCGGAUAACGAAACAAGGUCAUCGUUUUGAAUGGAAUCAAGAGCAACAGAUGGCGUUCGAUGAUCUGAGAAAUGCAAUGACAAGAGCACCUGUACUCGCACCAUACCACACCGGAAGGAAGACCCUUAUUAUCUGCGAUGCAAGUCCAGUCGGUCUCGGAGGCGGAUUAUUCCAAAAGACAGCCCAUGGAUAUCAACCAGUCCAUUAUGUGAGUAGAACACUGACAGAGACUGAACGAAAGUAUUCCCAAAUCGAACGAGAAGCCCUUGCGGUAGAAUUCUCAACAAACCAACUGCAAAUGUACCUGGCAGGGUCACAACAAUUCCAGAUAGCGACGGAUCAUAAACCGUUAUUACCAAUCUUCAAUAGCCCAAAUGCGAAACUACCACUAAGACUAGAACGGUUAAGGAUGAAGACACAGCAUUUAGAUUUUGUUAUGAUACACAUACCAGGGAAAUCGAACAUGACCGACUACCUAUCCCGUCACCCACUACCAGAUAUCGAAGAGACACAUUUAGAACACCAUGUAAGAGCUGUGAUCGCAACCGAACAUGCCGUUGUAUUAGAUAAGAUACGUGAAACUAGCAACGACAACGAGUUACAAGCACUCAUUCAGGUAAUCAGAACUGGUAAUUGGGAAAACACAGCCAUGGACUUGAAACAGCGGAAGAAAAUAAUCAGUGUUGCGCACAAGCAAGGCCAUCUUGGCAGCAGCAAGACGAAGGAAAUGAUCCGAAACAAGUAUUGGUUUCCCUCGAUGAAUAUUCAGAUCGAGAAUAUUGUACAAGCCUGCUUUAGCUGUCAGAUAGCAACAAAUACGUUCCACGCUGAACCGGCGAAAAUGACAAAGAUCCCGCAACAACCAUGGGAAGUUGUUGAACUUGACUUUUGCGGACCGUUUCCUAAUGGAGAAUACGCCAUGGUACUUACAGAUCAAUUUUCUCGCUACCCAGAAGUCGAAUUCACUCGCUCGAUAGCAAUUGCACCGGUGAGAGAAAGCUUGAAGAAAGUAUUCGCAACGCACGGAGUCCCAAAAGUUGUUCAAACGGACAAUGGACCACCAUUUAAUUCACGUGAAUUCAAGCAACUUGCUGAUGAAAUGGGAUUCACUCAUAAAUCUGUCACGCCGUACCAUCCAAAAGCACAAGGGCAGGUGGAAAACUUCAACAAAUUAAUUAACAAGGUCGCCGCAAUUUCAAAACAAGAUCAUGAAAAGGUAUAAGACAUAUAUCAAAAUUUAAGUUAAAAAUGGUGCAUAGAUGAUACUGUGACUUAUUCAAGAUGUAUAAUAGCUCUUUUACUUUUUAAGUCAUAGUAAAUCAAACAGUCGUACUUUUUUGCCCCGCCCG
This is a messenger RNA of Paramuricea clavata, 3121 nucleotides long. The record is from the annotation of a GenBank genome assembly. Lineage: Eukaryota; Metazoa; Cnidaria; Anthozoa; Malacalcyonacea; Plexauridae.